GAGGAAGGAGGAGGAGAUGCGCCGGUGACUCGCGCGCGCCUCCGUACGCGCACAAUAACUUCUCUCAUCUGAACCUCUGCACAUCACAGAUUAAACAUGAUGUUCAUCUAGAGGAUUUUAGUUUGGACACAACACACGAUCUGGGUUUCUGUGAAGACGCGCUCGACGUAUCUGAUGAAAGAUGUAAGACACCAACAUGACGGUGCCUGAUUGGUGACCCUGAAGAUAAGCAGAACAUCAACUCACCCGUUUAAGGUCCAACCACUGUCCUCCACUCAUCUCACCUGCUUCAUUUUCACCCCAUCUCCAUCACAAGAAGCACUACCAACAUGAUAAACCAGACUAUUUUCAAACAUUACAAUUACAUGGGAAAGCCAAGCAAUCGUACCACCACCAAAGAGCCUCUGAAGGAUCCCAAAACAGCUGUGAUUUUGGGAGUAUGCAGCCUCAUUAUUUUGGAGAACGUGAUCGUUUUGUUGGCAAUUUGGAAGAAUCAUAAAUUUCACAACCGAAUGUAUUUUUUCAUCGCUAACCUGGCUUUAUGCGACUUGUUGGCCGGCGUGAGCUACAUGGUCAACCUGAUGAUGUCAGGAGAGUUUACGUUUCAUCUGUCGACUACUGCGUGGUUUGUGCGCGAAGGGAGCACGUUUGUAGCCCUGAGCGCUUCCAUCUUCAGCCUCUUUGCGAUCGCUAUUGAGCGCCACCUCACCAUGAUUAAAAUGAGGCCUUAUGAUUCAAACAAAAAAUACAGGGUGUUUCUCUUAAUAGGGACUUGUUGGUUGAUAGCAGUCACACUGGGAGCUCUGCCCAUUUUGGGCUGGAACUGUCUGGGUAAACUUCAAGAGUGCUCGACCAUCUUUCCCCUCUACAGCAAAUACUACGUGGCCUUCUGCAUCACCAUUUUCAUAUCACUGCUGCUGGCCAUCUCCGUGCUGUACGCCAGGAUUUAUAUCCUCGUCAAAACCACCAGCAGCAAAGUCACCCAGCACUGCGACUCGGAGCACUCCAUGGCUCUCCUUCGAACCGUGAUCAUCGUGGUGGGCGUCUUCAUCGCUUGUUGGACGCCCAUCUUUGUGCUCUUCCUUGUCGACGUAGCCUGCCAAGGGGGAGCCAAGAGCUGUCCCAUCCUGCUGAAAGAUGAUUGGUUCAUAGCCCUGGCGCUGUUGAAUUCCGGCAUGAACCCGGUAAUAUACACUUUAGCAAGCAGGGAAAUGCGCCGUGCCUUUUACAGGCUGGUUUGUGGCUGUGUGGUGAAGGAGGACGGGUUGGGAAGCAAAUAGAACACAGACGCCGGCAGAAGCAAGACAAGCGGCUGAAGCCGACGGGCCUGAAACCAUCAAUGCACAAAACCAACCGGCUGACUCUUAACAACAGCCGAUGUAAAAUAACCAAUUCCUAUCCUUUCACACAAUUGUCCAGAGAUAUGAUAGUGAAAAGACGUGUCAACGUUAUGAGUCUCUCUCAUCCACUUGUGAUCCAGUCGACGAAAACACAUCUUGAUACCAAGUGUAACAGAUAUUAAAUGAUAUUAAAGAUAUCAAGAUUAUAUUUUCACACAAUGGUCUUUACAGCAUGUACACACUGUAUGAAGUAAAAGUUGGAUGAACAAAAAAAAAAUGACUUCAAUUGGUGGGUAACACGUAAAAAACUUUUGAGUGAAAAAUUUCAGGUUAAAAAGCUUACAUGUUUUAGGUGUCACCAAAUAAAGUAAUUUUUAAAAAGGCAUUUAAAUUUAGAAAAUUAAACUUUCACUUUUUACAGUGUAGAAUAAUUUUGUGUAGAAAACAGUAAAUCACAAUCAAAUGCACCAGGAUUACUCCACUUUCAUAAAAAAAUCCCAAUUUACUCACCCCCAUAUCAUCCAAGAUGUUGAUGUCUUUCUUUCUUCAGUCGAGAAGAAAUUAAUUUUUUGAGGAAAAGAUUGCAGGAUUUUUCUCCAUAUAGUGGACCUCAACAGUUUACAGUUUUAAAGCAGCUUCAAAGGACUCUAAAUAAUCCCAACCUAGGCAUAAAGGUCUUUUCUAGCGAAACC
Misgurnus anguillicaudatus (oriental weatherfish) is the source of this 2032-nucleotide messenger RNA. Its product is annotated as sphingosine 1-phosphate receptor 3-like. The record is from RefSeq and is a predicted model, not a curated record. Gene Ontology annotation, biological process: G protein-coupled receptor signaling pathway. Gene Ontology annotation, cellular component: membrane. Gene Ontology annotation, molecular function: sphingosine-1-phosphate receptor activity. Lineage: Eukaryota; Metazoa; Chordata; Actinopteri; Cypriniformes; Cobitidae.